Molecule: messenger RNA, 1970 nt
Organism: Salvia miltiorrhiza (redroot sage)
Lineage: Eukaryota; Viridiplantae; Streptophyta; Magnoliopsida; Lamiales; Lamiaceae
Product: receptor homology region, transmembrane domain- and RING domain-containing protein 2-like
Exons: 5
Coding region: 395-1651 (418 amino acids)
Source: RefSeq, a predicted model, not a curated record
AUCAGAUAAAAGAAUUUAACUCAAAUCACAGGUGUUAGUUGCAAAUCUCGAGAUUAUAUAUAUUUGCAGACGGAGAUAUUCAUGCAUGGACCCCUAAAAGGAUAAUACUUUAAUUUCUUUAAAUAGUGAAUCGUAAUCUAGAUUGAUAAUUCCCCUGAAAUAACUCGUUGAUCCAAUAUGAGCAUACGACUGAUCCAAAAUUAACGAAAUUCUUUUGCAAAAGCCCUAAAAAAGUUUUGCUGCAGUAUGGAAGUUGAUGUUUUAAUUUUCUAAUUUUCGAAUCCUGCAUGAAUUUUGGGGAAAUACUUUAUUUUUCUUUCAAGAGAGAAAGAGGGCUGCGGAUUUUGUGAAAAUCCAAGGAGAAAGAUUAGUAAUUUUUCAAGGGUAAAAAGAGAUGUUGUAUUUGUGGGUAUCUUUGUGCUGCAUUUCCUAUUUCAUGGGUUUUUUCGCCGCUGCUGGAAAUGUGGUUAUGAUUGCAAAGAAUGUGACUUUGUCUUUCGACGACAUUGAAGCUAACUUUGCACCCUCAGUGAGAGAGUCUGGCAUAUGUGGGACGGUGAGCAUUGCAGAACCUUUGGAUGCUUGCUCGUUGCUGACCAAUGAAAGAGUUGCAAGUAAGAACGGCACCAGAUAUCCGUUCGUGUUGAUAGUCAGAGGAGGAUGUAGCUUCGAGGACAAGGUUAGACGAGCACAAGCUGCUGGAUUCGAAGCAGCCAUUGUCUAUGACAAUGAAACCAGCGAUUUAGUUGCGAGUAGUAAACCUAUUGUUUUUGGCCAUCUUCCACGAGUUAAUAAAGUGGCUGGAAAUCCUGUUGGUAUAAACAUAAACGCGGUGUUUGUUUCGAAAGUUUCUGGGGAAACACUUGCCAAAUAUGCUGGUGCAUCUGAUUUGCAGCUGUGGAUAGUCCCGAGCUAUGAGAACCCAUCGUGGUCUAUAAUAGCUCUUUCGUUCAUUUCAUUACUCGGUGUGUCAGCUGUUUUAGCUACUUGUUUCUUCGUGAGAAGGCACCGGUUCAGAAGUGAGAGGCCGCUAGCACCCCGUGUGAGAGAGUUCCAUGGGAUAAGCAGUCGCUUGGUGAAGGCGAUGCCCAGUCUGAUUUUCACAGCUGUUCUCGAGGACAACUGUACUUCUCAGACAUGCGCGAUAUGCCUCGAAGACUACAGUGUCGGAGAAAAGCUCCGAGUUCUUCCAUGUCGACACAAAUUCCACGCUGUUUGUGUCGACACUUGGCUAACGUCGUGGAGAACAUUCUGCCCCGUCUGCAAGCGUGAUGCAAAGACCAAAACCACUAAACCUCUGGCUGAUGAGUCUACACCGUUGCUAUCAGCUUCCGUUAUUCCAUCUUUGACUUCAUCACCAUCUUCACCGGCAUCAUCGUCACCCUUGCAGAUAGGGCCGUCAACGCAUCAAUCCCGGUCAGUUUCACUGCACCAGCACAUCCCUAGCGUCGUCUAUAACCUGCAUUCUCAUCAUCAAUCACCCCAGAGUGACACGCCUCCCCUUCAGCCCGAUGGGGCUUGUGCAGUGUCGUCUAACUCGACCAGCUACACAUCAUUGUCGACUCUCAACUCCAUAUACGUCCUGCCAUAUGUCCCGGCUGCAGGUAAUGUCUCAUCAACCUACUUAGGCUCUUCAAGUCAUGCGUCGUAGGGAGUCGUCUGCAGGCUUUUUCGUCGUUUGCUUCGACUCCAUAGGUGGUGCUAUGAAGCUACUAUAGCUAAUUGUACAUGGUAUAUAGUGCAAGGUUUUAGCAUCUAGAUGUGGAUGGGAGGUUGUGACAGUGUGAGUAUAUAUUUAGAUUUUGGUUGUUCAUGCUGUAAUGGCUCUCUCGGUCAAUUUUUUUAUUUAUUUUUUUCUUCUUCUUCCUUUUCAUUUCUUCUGUAUUUAUGUAAUUAUGUUGAGAUUUCUGUUGGUGUAACUUUUUUGUUGGGAUGUUGGAAUAAAAUGUUUAUAGUACCAAAUUGAAGCA